GCAGAAAAUUGAAGAGAAGAAAGCGUUCAAUCUAAAAGUUGUCUAGAGAAUUUUGUACGUGGUGGACUAUCGGGGCACGGUCGACCGUUGACCGGGUCGGAUUUCCGCUCUGACACCAUCAUGUUACCGAUCCAGCAUGAGUGUGCCAGUUAUCGUACAAAUACUGAGAACCAGGUGGUCCAUCUGUCUCCUGCACUUUCCCCUUUUAUCUGCUCCUUCCCCUUUCGGCUUGUUAAUACUCAUCGGAUUGUUUCUGCUAGGAUACAACGCAAUUGAUUAGAGAUAACCAUUAGCAUCCUACUAUAGCGUUACCCAGAUUGAUCGUUCACUACAAAUAUCAUCAUCAUCAUCAUCAUCAUUAUCAUCAUCAUCAUCAUGGACGCAACAGCCACCAACCCCUCAUGUCUUCUGUAUGGCCCACUCGACGCCCGCUUCGAAGACCGGCCGAUCCCCACACUUAACAAUCCCCACGAUGUGAUUGUUCGCAUCGCCUAUACUGGCGUUUGCGGGAGCGAUGUCCACUUCUGGCUCCACGGGGGAAUCCGCACCUACGUAUCCCCAACCCAGCCGCUAACCAUGGGCCACGAAGCGUCAGGGACCAUCCACGCCGUCGGGUCCGCAGUCACGUCUCUCGUUCCCGGAGACAGAGUGGCAAUCGAACCCGGUUAUCCCUGUCGACACUGCAAUCAGUGCAAAUCCGGUCGGUACAACCUCUGUCCGGAGAUGAAGUUCGCUGCGGACCCGCCUGUCGUCCAUGGGACCCUUACCAAGUAUUUCAUGUUGCCUGCGGAUUUCUGCUACAAGAUCUCGGAUAAUGUGAGGUUGAGUGAAGCAGUUUUGCUAGAGCCACUGGCUGUGGGGAUUCAUGCGGUGAGGUUAGCUGAUGUGAAGCCCGGGCAGAGCGUCGUGGUGUUUGGGGCCGGGACUGUGGGGAUGCUUUGUGCGGCUGUGGCGAGGGAGUUUGGGGCGAGGGUUGUGGUGUCGGUGGAUAUUAUGAAGCAUAAGUUGGUUUUCUCGAGGGAUUUUGUGGGGAGGGAGGUUGCGAGGCAGAUUAUACCGGAUGGGAAGCUAAUUGUGGAGGAUAAUGCGGCGCGGAUUGUGAGAGAGAAUGAUCUUGGGGAUGGGGCAGAUGUUGUGAUUGAUGCGUCGGGGGCUGAGGCGUCGGUUCAGACAGCGAUUUUUGCUUUGAGAAAGGGAGGGACAUAUGUUCAAGCUGGGAUGGGGAAGCGCAAGAUUGAGUUCCCUAUCUCGGAGAUGUGUGAGAAGGAGGUUGUGGCGAAGGGGUGCUAUCGAUAUGGCCCGGGGGACUUUGAUUUGGGUAUCUCGUUUGUGGGUCGAGGGAGGUUGCAACUGGGGAGCUUGAUCUCGACGGUCUUUCCCUUUGAGAAGGCGACGGAGGCGUGGGAAGCGGCGAGGAGGGGUGAUGGCAUUAAGAUGUUGAUUGAGGGACCCAAGGAUGCUCGGUAGGCAGGGAUGGUCACCUGGUAGUCACCUGAUUUCUUUGGUGAUUUCUCUUCGGCGGGCUUUCCCUCUUCCUCUUCCUUAACAAUGUUCUCAUCGUCAUCGAAUUCUAUUGGGUCUCAAAGCUGUCGCUGAGCCCACGGUGCGAUAUUCUCGAUACUUCUUAGUCCCACUGUCCUGAUUAAUCCGAGUAGCUUGGAAAGAAUCGACACAGAUGGUCAAUCUUACACCGCGGAUUACAGGGUGCUCUAUAACCAGCUUGAUGGAGAAGCAGAGGUGGGGGGGCAGUUCUGCUUUUUCGGCGCCAUGCGGCUUGCGUUUAGCGCAGGCAGGAGGGCUGUCAGACACGUCAACCCAACAAGCCCCGCGAGCUGAACGCGUGCGUUUU
This is a messenger RNA of Aspergillus sclerotioniger CBS 115572, 1849 nucleotides long. RefSeq names its product NAD(P)-dependent alcohol dehydrogenase. Gene Ontology annotation, biological process: D-sorbitol catabolic process. The record is from RefSeq and is a predicted model, not a curated record. Gene Ontology annotation, molecular function: L-iditol 2-dehydrogenase (NAD+) activity; zinc ion binding. The transcript is spliced from 2 exons. The coding region runs from base 376 to 1467 and encodes 363 amino acids. Lineage: Eukaryota; Fungi; Ascomycota; Eurotiomycetes; Eurotiales; Aspergillaceae.